GCGGGAGCGGGCGUGCGCGUAGUCCAGGUUUAGGAACCCGUAGCGGCGUGUGCGGCUGGUGAGUGUCGCGUUGUCUGCCCGUGUGCGAGCGUCGCUGUCGGGGUGCCCGCGCUCGCUGCGGAGCCGAGCGUUUCCGCGGUUACUAGGCUUUUUGUGUUACUGGCCAGCUGUGUAAUGAAUCCCAGUAUGAAGUCAAAACAAGAAGAAAUCCAAGAGAAUGUAAAGAACAGUCCUGUCCCAAGAAGAACUCUCAAGAUGAUUCAGCCGUCUGCAGCUGGAUCUCUUGUUGGAAGAGAAAACGAGUUGCCUAAAAGCUUAUCCAAAAGGAAACUGUGGAAUGAUCAGUUAACGCCUACUAAGACUUCCGGUUCUGGAGUUAUUACUGUUUUAGAAUCAAGUGGAAAUGAAAAUGUUAGUGGAGUCACUGAAGAAGCAUACGACCUCAUGGUGAAAGAAAAUCCAUCUUCUCACUACUGGAAAGAAGUGGCAGAAAAACGGAGGAAAGCUCUCCAUGAAGCACUUAAAGAAAAUGAGAAGCUUCAUAAAGAAAUUGAGCAGAAGGAAAAUGAGAUUGCCCGCUUGAAGAAGGAGAAUCUGGAGUUGGCAGAAGUGGCAGGACACGUCCAGUAUAUGGCUGAGAUCAUAGAGAGGCUGAGCAACGAAUCUGUGGAUCACUGUGGGUCAUCGGAUAGUCAGGAGCUUGCUUCUGACGAGGACGUGGGUGAGGACCCCGAAGUGGAGGAUGUGGGUGAGGAUCCCGAAGUGGAGGACGCGGACGCUGCCUCGUGUGCUGAAGACACUUUGUCCUCUGCAUCUUCAGACGCAGAGCCGGGCGUGUGAGGCACACGCGUGCUUGACUUGAGAGACGCACCGCCAAGGCUGAUCUGCCAGGGUUCUUGGUAGCAGAGUGAGUUAACUGCGUAAGACAAAUGCUAGAGUCAAACCUUUUGGUUUGGAUGCUGGGACACCUACUGUUGUAUUAAAAUACCAAUAUGUAUUUUUAAUGUGUUUUAUGUAAAUAGCAUGUUCAUUUUCUCAGUUGCGACACAUGACUUGUGUAUAUGGUAAAUAAACUUGAAGUUCCUGUGG
Messenger RNA from Jaculus jaculus (lesser Egyptian jerboa), 1089 nucleotides. It is a transcript of the gene Gmnn, whose product is annotated as geminin DNA replication inhibitor. Gene Ontology annotation, biological process: negative regulation of cell cycle; negative regulation of DNA replication. The transcript is spliced from 7 exons. Gene Ontology annotation, cellular component: nucleus. The coding region runs from base 175 to 840 and encodes 221 amino acids. Lineage: Eukaryota; Metazoa; Chordata; Mammalia; Rodentia; Dipodidae. The record is from RefSeq and is a predicted model, not a curated record.